Crotalus tigris (Tiger rattlesnake) is the source of this 1597-nucleotide messenger RNA. RefSeq names its product gamma-aminobutyric acid receptor subunit alpha-2-like. The record is from RefSeq and is a predicted model, not a curated record. The transcript is spliced from 9 exons. Gene Ontology annotation, molecular function: transmitter-gated monoatomic ion channel activity involved in regulation of postsynaptic membrane potential; benzodiazepine receptor activity; GABA-gated chloride ion channel activity. NCBI's taxonomy places the organism in Eukaryota, Metazoa, Chordata, Lepidosauria, Squamata, Viperidae. Gene Ontology annotation, cellular component: postsynapse; synapse; GABA-A receptor complex. Gene Ontology annotation, biological process: nervous system process; gamma-aminobutyric acid signaling pathway; signal transduction. Bases 382 to 1500 code for a protein of 372 amino acids.
CCCUUGGCAAGAUUUUUUCAGCCUCACCAAGUCCCCCUCUUACUCCUCCUCAUUAUCAUUGUCAUCACCACCGCCACCACCAUCGCUUUCUCUCUCUUUAUAUAUAUAUAUUUGGAAGCUCCUUUGAGCGCCUCCCAAGGUAGGCUCCUCACCCUCUUAUCUCCAUCCAAGGAAAAACUCAAGAAUUAGUGGCUUUGUGUAUUGAUCUGCACGAAAAUGGGGAGGGGGAGAUGUUAGUCUCCGUUUCCGCCUGUCUCCUGUGAAUGUGCUUGUGCAUAAAGAGGAUUCACUGAACCUUCCGCUAAUACGAGCCUCCUGUUUUGAGUAGAUCCUUUUAAAAAAAAUACUGCAACUUUGUGCUGUCCUGCAUCUCCCGUCUUCAUGAACGUGACAGUCUUUAGGUUUUGCAAAGCAGCUGCUCUGAAGAGGAAGAAAAUACCCUACAUGAUGCAGUGGCUUCUCAUUUUCUUGAUAUGCUUUUCUGCAAGAUCAGCACUGGCUGACAUCAAUGAAGAUGAAGCAAAAAAUAACAUUACCAUCUUCACAAGAAUUCUAGACAGACUUCUGGAUGGUUAUGAUAAUCGUCUAAGACCUGGACUGGGAGAUAGUACAACUGAAGUUUUUACAAACAUCUAUGUGACCAGUUUUGGACCAGUUUCAGAUACUGACAUGGAGUACACAAUAGAUGUUUUCUUCCGCCAAAAAUGGAAAGAUGAAAGGCUAAAAUUCAAGGGUCCCAUGAACAUUCUCCGACUGAAUAAUUUAAUGGCCAGCAAAAUUUGGACUCCAGAUACAUUCUUUCACAAUGGAAAGAAGUCAGUAGCUCACAAUAUGACUAUGCCAAACAAGCUACUACGAAUCCAGGAUGAUGGUACUCUUUUAUAUACUAUGAGGCUUACAGUCCAGGCUGAAUGUCCAAUGCACUUAGAAGAUUUUCCUAUGGAUGCUCAUUCGUGCCCAUUGAAAUUUGGCAGCUAUGCAUAUACAACAGCAGAAGUAACCUACAAGUGGACGUUCAAUGCAUCAAAGUCAGUAGAAGUAGCUUCAGAUGGUUCAAGGUUGAAUCAGUAUGAUCUCCUAGGCCAAACAAUUGGACAGGAAACUGCCAAAUCCAGUACAGGUGAAUACACAGUGAUGACAGCUCAUUUUCAUUUGAAGAGGAAAAUUGGUUAUUUUGUGAUUCAGACCUAUCUUCCCUGCAUCAUGACAGUCAUUCUGUCUCAGGUGUCAUUCUGGUUGAACAGAGAAUCUGUUCCUGCAAGGACAGUUUUUGGAGUAACAACAGUGCUAACAAUGACAACGCUAAGCAUCAGUGCUCGUAAUUCCUUGCCCAAAGUAGCUUAUGCCACAGCUAUGGAUUGGUUUAUUGCGGUUUGUUAUGCAUUUGUGUUUUCUGCCUUGAUAGAAUUUGCCACUGUAAAUUACUUCACAAAAAGAGGAUGGGCGUGGGAUGGAAAAAGCAUAGUCAAUGAUAAGGUGAGUGAUCAAAAACAUGUUUAAGGUUUCUUCCAAUUUGAACAAAAAUCAAUUUAGCAGCAUCUCCGUUAAUAGUUUUCCAUUACUGAAAAAUAAAGUCUUAAACCAAUAUGAAGAUAGG